UAGUCCCCUUGAGCCUUCCUGGCAUUCUCAACAAGCUUUGUAAGGGUUGGGACUGUGUGUGUGCAUGUGUGUGUGCUUAAAGAGACUUUACCAUUUACACCCAGAUUCUCACACACUUCAGUGCUGUUUAAUUUGGUAGAACUUCAGAUCAAAACAAACCUUCUCUCAGAGGGGUUGAUCUUAGAGCCAUAUCAGCAGCUGCUGUGAUCUCUGUUAUUUUUACCAGUGUGAGGCAACAAGAAGAGGACAACUAGACGCAGAAAAGAGGCAAACAUGUCCCACGCUCUGCUGAGGAGGAAUUCCAGCAAACAGGGUUUGCAAAAUCUAAUGAGACUCACCGCUCAGAGGAGCAUUGAGGAUGCUGAAGAAGUGGAGCGGGAACGUCGCCGAAAGGCUCGAGAGUCUUUACGCCGACGGAACAGCGGCUCAACACCGGAAGACUCGUCACCAGAGAGCGAGGCGCCAGAGGAGAGGAACACGUAUGAUCGUGAACUGAAACCCAGCAGUUCCCCUUCUCUUGAGGAGGAUGAGGGUUUUAGUGACUGGACUCAGCGCAGAGAAAAACAAAGACGACAGCGACUGCAGGAGCUCAGUCAGGAUGGAGAAGAAGAGGAAGAAGAAGAAAAUGUCUUUAUGAAGAACAAUGUAGCCAAAAAGGCUGCUCACGCUGCUUCGAUGCCGUUCAGUCCAGUUCAAAGACAAGAUCAGGAAGAUGCUGACAACAUCAGGAUGGAGGCAGAGUGGAGGAACGAUUACGAGGAAGAGGUCAGGAGAGUGAAGGAGAGGGAGGGAAUGAAGAAGAACAAACUGCUGCUUUCCACAAAACAAGAGACUCAAAGGCCAAAUAUAGAGGAAGCGAAAAAGAAAGAACUUAAAGUAUCCUACAUGUCCAAGGUUUUCCUGUGUCAGAAGCCAAAACAUAACAGCCAAAAGAGUGGCACAGCUGGCCAGGAAGUGACAUCAGUCAUGAACCAGAGGAGCAGAUCCAGCAGACAAUCUGUGGAGUCAGAGGAGGCGAAGCCCUUUCUAGAGGCUGAGCAGAGACUGGAGAGGAUCCGCCAGAGCCUGCAGGAGAAGGAGAGUCAGGAGCUGGAGCAAAUCAGACACAGGCAGUUUGAGGCCGAGCAGGAGCUGCAAGAGCUGAAGAGGAGACGGGAGGAGAGACGGCGAGCUCGUGAGGAAGAGGAACGCCAGAGGGAGGAGGAGGAGAAACAGCACAUGGCUGCUGAGGAGGAGGAAAGAAGAAAGAUGAGGGAAGACAUGGAGAGGAGGAGGAUGGAGGCAGCAGAAAGGAUGAAGACCCUUAGUACGUCCAGUGCAGAAGGAGAGGAGGCGUUCAGUCCCAAAGUUUCAACACACAAGAUCACAGAGAGAACCAACUCCCUGAACCGCUCACUAAAGAAAAGCAACAGUUUCAAGAAGACUCAGCCUCCCUUCCUCCUGACCAGGAUCGAUGAUAAGAUGGAGCAGUACACUCACGCUGUGGAGAAAACCUCCCAGGAGCUGCGGGCGGUGAAGGCAUCGCUCACUGACCUUCCCAACUCCCCAGAGGCUGUUUCCUCCAAGAAGAAUCUGUUUGAGGCUGGAGAGGCCUGGAGCCCGAACAAAGGAGCAACAUGCAGGGACACUGGUAGUCUGAAAGUGGGCGUGGCCAGCCUGAUCACACACUGGGUGACAGGACCCUCAGAGCCCAGUAGCAAACAGUCACCAUGCCGACCGUCUGAUGUGAGGUCUGGAGGCGUGCUGCAGAAGAAGAACAUGUGGGAAAUACUUGGAGACCCAUCAGGGGGGACCGAACCAAAAGCAAAGUCAACACCACAUGGGAAAAAACUGAAAUUUAUUGUCACUGGCCAUGGAAAAUAUGAGAAGAUCUCUGUAGAUGAAUGUGGAGACCUCAGCCAAAGCGCCGGUUUGUGUUACAGUGAUUGCUGAGGAAGCAUUUCCUUCCUCUUCUGUUGCCUUUGUGAUCUCGCAACACCUUAAAUGCUGAUGCAGGAACUCUGCAACUGGAAAGUCUCUAUUUUUUCUGACCAUCUCUAAAGGAAAUGCACAUACAGCUCCAAACUCAGGCCCAAAAAUAUAUAUACCCUUGGCAGAUUUAGGCUAAGUAAAUUAUUUUUUUUAUUUUUAUUUCAUUAAAAUCCUGGUAUGUUGAAAAUGCAAACCUUUCUCAAUAAGCAGUGGAAAAAAAUCUUUAUUCGCACUCACACGUUCCUUAAAUUGAUUAGUAUCUUUUCACAUCUUUCCACUGAUUUGUUGCAGAUAUAUUCUCCAAGUCUUUAAGCUUGGAUGCCCUCCAUCAUCUUAAGCUCCGCCCAGAGAGUCUCAAUCAUAUUCAUGUUGGUAUGCUUGCUGCAGCCUACAAAAACCCUAACCCUAAACCCUAACCCUGCUUCCAGUCAGGAGAAAGACUUUCAGAAAUCUGUCAGGGGUAUGACUGAUUUUGGACUCAAUCGUACAUAUUAAAAAUUAAAGCCCACACAAAUAUGUGAUGGUCAUAGUUGUGUGAUCCUCUUUACAUCUUCCUAUUUUCUGUUUUUACCAUUAUGAGCCUAUCUUAAUGUGAGUUAUUUUUUUAGUUUUCAUCUGUUCAAGAUGAUCAUUUGUAAAACGUUUACAGUUUGAAUCAUCUCGAGUAAAUGGAUCACAUCGAUGUUUGACCUGUUCAGCACUUUUUAGCUUGACGACAAUCAAAACUGCAAAAACUCUGAGCACCAGCCAUAGCUAAAAGCAGACAUUAGAUGUUACACACUGUACAAAAAGACACAACCAUUUUACUGUAUGACAUUAAAUCUGAAUAAAUGUUUUGUUAUUUUGGCCACUUAGGAUUACCAAAACUUUUUCUUGUUGAUAGAUUUCAGAAAAAUAAUGGGAAUAUUUAUUUUUACAACUUUCUUCUAAUUCAGACAUUUCUAUCCAUUUCCUCAGGACUUGGUAGAAUAGUUUUUUCAAUUGUAUAAGUUAUGUAAUAUUGGGCAUCCUUCCACAAGCUUCUCAUCAAAGUUUACCAGAAUUUUAUUUUGAUUUUUUUUUUUUUUUUUUUGCUAGAACUAUUUUGAUUUAGGCAUUUUUUAAAUAAAUUCCUUACAUUAUUGUGCUUUUAAGCAAAAUUCCAUGUUAUUGUAACUUACUUAUGUAACAUCACAUGAAAAUCUAAGUAGGAAGAGAAUUGUGGACCAAUUUCGCAAUGCUGGAGAUUGUUCACAGUUUGGGAACAAUCUCCAGAUGCAUGAGCGUGCCACAUUCAAAUGUUGAAAUAAUUAUAUGUAAGCAUAAACACUACAUUAAUAUCCAGCUGUCUGGUCAAAGCAGUGAGAGGGAAGACAGGCCUGUAAUGCCACUCAGCCAGGAGGAGGCCAUUACUGAGGAGUCAGAUUACAGUUUUCAAACUCACUCAUGUUUGAUAAAACUAAAAUGAAACUGUAAAAUUGCCAUCAUUACAUUUGGAGUAAAAAUGGCAAAAUCUGAAAUCCUGAGAACAACUAAUCAACCAUGAUGUAAGAGGCUGACACCAUGAUAUCUCAUGCAUUUUGGGAGGAAAUGAUGAUCUGCACAAAAAAAAAGUUGGCAUCACAAGAAAAGAAGAGUAAUUUAAACAAUUAACGUCUCACCUCCAGACCAGAGCAAGGAAGUUAAACCUGCAAACAAAAUAGUCUUCUAAGUGGACAAUGAACCCAGUCAUACCAGUUAUGUACUGGUUACAAAGUGUGUUAAAUACAUAUAUAAAAAUAGCCAUCUGAUACUCCCUCAAACCUUUGACCACCUUUCCAAAGCAGGCUUGCUGAAAUGCCAGCAAGCUUGUGGAAGGCCCAAACCGAC
Poecilia latipinna (sailfin molly) is the source of this 3819-nucleotide messenger RNA. RefSeq names its product lymphocyte specific protein 1 a (gene lsp1a). Gene Ontology annotation, biological process: muscle contraction. The transcript has 13 exons. Gene Ontology annotation, molecular function: calmodulin binding; myosin binding; actin binding. Lineage: Eukaryota; Metazoa; Chordata; Actinopteri; Cyprinodontiformes; Poeciliidae. The record is from RefSeq and is a predicted model, not a curated record. The coding region runs from base 274 to 1932 and encodes 552 amino acids.